This is a messenger RNA of Manis pentadactyla (Chinese pangolin), 5741 nucleotides long. It is a transcript of the gene RMI1, whose product is annotated as RecQ mediated genome instability 1. Gene Ontology annotation, cellular component: RecQ family helicase-topoisomerase III complex; nuclear body. The coding region runs from base 389 to 2272 and encodes 627 amino acids. Gene Ontology annotation, biological process: double-strand break repair via homologous recombination; resolution of meiotic recombination intermediates. NCBI's taxonomy places the organism in Eukaryota, Metazoa, Chordata, Mammalia, Pholidota, Manidae. The transcript is spliced from 3 exons. The record is from RefSeq and is a predicted model, not a curated record. Gene Ontology annotation, molecular function: nucleotide binding.
AGGCUUGGAGGAGGGGCGUGAGCGCGCUGCAAAUCCGGCGGGAAGAGGCAAACAAGGAGUAGGGUGCGCGCGGUGGUGGUAUCUGUGUUCCCAGUCGCGUGCCCCAGGAACCGCUGUUGCGCGAGGAAGGCGGGACGCCCAGGUCGGUGCUAGGCCCAGACGAAUGCUCUAUCUCCACAGUCCACACUUGGGUCUCUCACCCUGCCCGCACUCUCUCUUGCCCCGGCUGCCGGCUGCGAGGCGGGCUGCGCGUGACUCCCAGGACCGUUUUUGAACAGUAGAGGUUACAAUUACUCCACUGAACAACCAGUUGCAAAUCCUGUCAUCAAAUCCUAUGCUUUUGUUCCAAAUGGUAAUAGAUGCAUAAUAUUUCUUUUAUUUAAAAGAAAUGAGUGUAACUAGUAUUGCAUUAAAAGUUGAAACGUGGCUUUUGGCAACAUGGCAUGUUAAAGUGCCUCUAAUGUGGCUGGAAGCUUGUAUUAACUGGAUCCAAGAAGAAAAUGAUAAUGUUAAUUUGAGUCAGGCACAAAUAAAUAAACAAGUGUUUGAGCAAUGGCUUCUUACUGACCUGAGAGAUUUGGAGCAUCCUCUUUUACCUGAGGGCAUCUUAGAAGUACCAAAAGGAGAACUGAAUGGAUUUUUUGCUCUGCAGAUUAAUUCAUUGGUUGAUGUAAGUCAGCCUGCAUAUUCCCAGAUAGAAAAGUUGAGAGGAAAGAAUACCACGAAUGACCUAAUUACAGCUGAAACACAAGUAACUCAAAAACCUUGGGAAGCAAAGCCUUCACGAAUGUUAAUGCUACAGCUAACUGAUGGAACUAUACAAAUCCAGGGAAUGGAAUACCAGUCUAUUCCAGCUCUUCAUAGUGAUCUUAGUCCAGGUACAAAAAUUUUGGUUUAUGGCAACAUUACUUUCCGUUUUGGUGUUCUAUUAUUGAAACCAGAAAAUGUGAAGGUGUUGGGAGGAGAAGUAGAUGCUCUUUUAGAGGAACAUGCCCAAGAAAAAGUACUUGCAAGAUUAAUUGGGGAAACUGAUCCUAUAGUUACGGUCAUACCAAAUAGUUCUAACCAAAGCAUCUCCAGAAUUACAGAUGUUGUAGAUCCUGCGUUAGGACCUUCUGAUGAAGAACUCUUAGCAAGUCUUGAAGAAAGUGAUGAGCUUGCUGCAAAUAAUGACACCCCCUUAGAAAAAAGAUGUUUCAGCACAGGUAGUUCCUUGAAUACUAUUCCCACAAGACAGUCAGGUGUUGAACAGGGACUUGUUAUUUCUCCAAGGCCAAAGAAGAAACCAGUGAAUCAAUCUAUGCUUUUCCCUGAUGGGGAAUUAGAUGACUUUUCAUUGGAGGAAGCCUUGCUUUUAGAAGAGACUGUCCAGAAAGAACAAAGGGAGACUAAAGAAUUGCAGCCAUUGGCUUUGAACAGAACCACAGAUGAAAGUGUAGAGAGAUUGUCACAUAAACCUGAUACUCCAAAUAAUAGUUCAUUGAUUUGCAAAAAUGGCAAUUAUAAAAAUAAUUGGAAUGAAAAAUACUUGUCUGAACAAAUGACUGAGGACAAAUCUUUUAGUUGUCUAUCCGCUAGAGACCAAAACAGUAGUGUUUUCUCAGUUCAUAAUGUACCCUUUCCCCAUGAUUUUAUAAGUAAAGAUAAGAACUUAGAGAUGCAUAAUAAAAUAAAACAAACUAUUAGCAGUUCAGAUGAAGAUUCCUUAAAUAAUAAAAUACUAAAUGGAGAGCUUGUCAAUUAUGUACCAAAAAGGAAUUCACAAAUUUCUAAUGAAAAUGAUCAGCAUUUACAAACUUGUUCUUUAAAAUCAUCAGGAAAUAGCACUAAUCUUUCUGUAGCCAUGGAUUUGUCUUCUCCACCCUUUGUGUAUUUGUCUGUGCUAAUGACCAGCAAACCAAAGGAAGUUACAACAGUGACAGUCAAAGCAUUUAUUGUAACUUUAACUGGAAAUCUCUCAAGUUCUGGUGGUUUUUGGCGUAUUACAGCAAAGAUUUCUGAUGGUAGUGCAUAUCUAGAUGUAGGCUUUGUAGAUGAAAUACUUACAAGUCUGAUAGGGUUUUCAGUACCAGAAAUGAAGCAGUUAAAAAAGGAUCCUUUUAAAUACCAAAAAUUCCUAGAAGGUCUGCAGAAAUGUCAAAGAGAUCUAAUAGACUUGUGCUGUCUAAUGACUAUUUCGUUUAAUCCCUCUUUGUCUAAAGCAAUGGUACUGGCAUUACAAGAUGUUAAUGUGGAACACCUUGACAACCUGAAGAAACGAUUGAAUAAAUAAUUUACUAAAAUAGUAUUAAAAAACAAUUCAGGAAAAUAUGGAAAUAAUUUAGAUAUAAAUUGGUCCUUUUAAUUUUGAAACUGAAAAGAAAAAGGAAGUUUCAUAACUUAUUUAAUUUAAAAAUGUCUAAUGUUUGUGUGUUCAGAUUUUUAAAUAAAAUUUUUUAUAAUAACUUCUGAGGAAUUCGGUGAUGAACUGUUAAUUGAGAAAUUUGUUUUACACUUGUCAUUUCACAUAAGGUGCUUGCUAAAGGAUUGUUUUUACUGAUGAGUAAUGUUGAAAGUUCACAAUUACAAAUGAUUGUAUUUCUAAUAGGUUGAGUAACCCAAAAUAUGUUUAUAUUAUUAUACUUAGGAAAAAAUGUAAAUCCAGUGGAUCAGAAUUUCAUGUUUUCAGCUGUAAAUUGCUUUGCUAUUUCUUAUUUAGCUGAUUGUAAAUAUUUAUCUGGUAUAUUUAAGGCAAAUAUUAUGUUAACUAGAUACUAUUUUAGAGAUUACAUUGAAUGGUUAAAAACCCUGUUUUCAAAGAUAAUUUAUGUUAAAUGGCAUAUUAAACCUCCAUUAUUAAGAUUCAGUAAGUACUCAUCUGUUUUGGAAUAAAAUAAGGUAUUUCUCCAUGUCUUCAGGUGUUAAUCCCAUUCUGAAAUAGCUGUACCUGUAAGCCUUCCUUUAGUUUUGUGGGAAGUGCUGUUUUUUUUUUUAAUGGGAGACUAUCACUGUUUCACUUUGCUGUUAAAAAGUCACAUUUGAAAGGUAAAGCUAUUUUUUAUUUUGUCUUUAAAUUUUAAGUUAAAAUAUCUUGAAUUUUAAAACAUUAAACAAAUACUGAAAUAAUAAAGUGAAGACAUUGUGUUUUUAGUUUAAAUAAUGUAAUAGGAAAAUACCUGGAAAUAAGAUAAAUACAUAUAUAAAAUAUGAUCUAGCUGUAGUAGAAAAGUCUUUUUAAAAUCUUUUGCUAUUUUUGUUUGAAGAAUGAUAAAGUUCAAGGCGCAACAUAGAUUUUGCUGACGUAUUCUAACAGUAACCUCCUAUAUACUUGCACAGCUCUUUUACUAUAAGAGAUCUAAAUGAGAUGACAUUCUUUUGUUAUCUAAAUGUUCUCCUGUACACUCUCUUUGAGUGGUGCUUAGAAGCUGGGAAUUAGACCUUUUAUUUUCUUCAUAUUCAGUCAUGAAAGACUGGAUGUAGUAUUUUGCCAUAUCAAUUCAUCCUUCUGCAUUAGUACUUUGAUUCUGUCUCUGGUCUUCCCUGUCCUGGAUUAUUUUAGUAAUUUUACUAAUCGGUGUGUGCCUUAUUUUGCCCUCAAACCUUUUCUCAUAAUUUUACCUAAAUAAUCUUUCUAGGAUAGAUUUGUUUUCUCAUUGUUAGCCUUCAAUAUCAACCUCCUCUUACUGCUUUAUUUCACAUGCAGGGUGAAGUCCAAAUUCUUCAUCUUCAUGUAAGGUCUUUUGUGAUCUGGCCCUUGCCUUCUUCAGCCUCAUCUUGUCCUAUUACUUUCCAUCUAGCUAAUCUGCCCCUAAAUCUUAGUCAUACCAAAUUAUUUGUAGUUCCCCAAACAUGUAGAAUAUAAAUAUACCUCAUGCUUUGAUACUCAAGCUCAUAGUGAUCACUCUCCCUCCCAAAUUCAUUCAUAUUUCCAACUCAGCUUAAGCCUUAGGUGCCCAUUGAUGUACUUCCUGCCCACUUUCAUGCCAUACUGUACAUUGUACAGACUAAUAUUUUACUGUACUUUUCUUUUACUGCUACAUUUUGGGCAAAAUAAUUCUUUGUUUUAGGAAGCUGUCCUGUGUAUUGCAGGAUGUUUAACAAUAUCCUUGACCCUCUGCCGAUUAGAUGCCAGUAGCAUCCUCCCAGUUGUGACAAAUAAAACUCUCUCCAGACAUAUCAAAAUAUUCCUUGGGAGACCAAAGUGCCCUUGAUUGAGAAUCUUUGCUGUAAUGGAAUAUAAGCUGCUUGAGGAUAUGGCUGAGUGAUUUACCUUUGUAACUCCAGUAAAGGUUUAUUGAUGUUACAAAUGAACAAUCAUAUUUGAUCAUCUUUAUUCCUUUGCUUAAUAUCUUUCAGUGAUCUCUCAUCAUUUGUUCCAAUAGCCUAGUAACUAAAGCCUGAAACCUGUAUACACAGCACCUUAAAGAGCUGCUAGCUACCCUCUUUAGUGAAAGAGUGGAAAUAUGUCCAAUAGCAAAGGAACACUGUAAGAAAAUGAGGCUGACUUGGCCUAGAUUCUUUUAGGGGGUAAAAGUUUUCCCUGAGACUUUGUAGCAGUAGACCUGCUCUUAUGUGGGUCUAAGCAGAUCUUAACUUACCUGCAUGAUUAUCUCCAACUGAGAAUUUAACAUGAGUGAUCCUAAGGGCACCUGGCAAAAACAAAAUGAAGGAAAAAAUGGGCUAGUCAGAUCAGCUUUCUUUUCUUGGGAAUGAAUCUGCUUUUUGAGAGUACAUGUUCUUUGUUCGUAUAUUCUGUAAAGAUUACCUAUAUUGGCCUCUGCUUGUGACUGGGUGGGUAAGUCUGCCCAAUUCUGGAGUUAACAGGCAUUAUGUGAAACACUCAUACAUAUGUAGACUUGCAAAAACAAUUCAAGGAGGAAAAAAGGAUUAAAAAUCAGUAGAUAAUUAGGAAUUUUAAGAACUAAAAGUAAAGAAUAUAGCAGAUAAGAAUUAUGUGAAUUAAGUGAAUGAAUUUAAAACCAAAUGAAACAGCAGAAGAAAUAGUGAAAUUAGUGGUCAGAAGAAAAAUAGAAUGUGUGGAGAGUCAAAAGGAUGGAAAGUACAGAAAAUGUAACAGAAGGGCUAGCAAUGUAACUGUAGUCCCAGAAAUAGAAGAAAUAGAGACUAUUUGGAGUUAAUGCUUAAGAAAUUUCUAAACUUUAUGAAAAUCAUCAAGCUACAGGUUUCAGAAGUCCCACAAACCUUAAGCAGAAUAUAUUUACAGAUAAUAAUUUAUACAAAUAUUACACAAAUACUACCAAUACCACUGAAAUCUAAAAAAAAUAUAUCUUACAGCAGUGAAAGAAGUAAGGUAUAUUUCAAAGAACCAGAAGAGUGUGGCAACUGACUAAAUAAAAACAGUGGGAUUCAGAAGACAAUAGAGUGGCAUCUUCAAUGUGAUGGAAAAUAAGUGUCAACCUAGAGUUCUGUAUAAAGAAAAGUCUUUACCAGUUAAGGUGUAGUAGGUUAAAUUAAGAAAUUUCACACAAAAAAUGAGAAAUUUUCCCCUUAAACUAUACAAAUACUAUGUUGUGUUUCAGCAAAGGAAAACAAUACCAUAUGGAAGCUUGGAGAUGCAAGAAGAAAUGAUGAACACCAAAAAGGGUAGAUAUGUGAGCCAAAUGAACAGUGAUUUAAAAAAUGUCUUGAAGGUGUGUGGUUUCUGGGAACCUUCCCUCUGAUUUUUUUUUCAUGUGCUGAUUAUCUCCAUGGCCGAUAAUAAAACUGUAGUUUCAGAGAAAAAUAAAGUUUGCUGUAGAAUU